AUGUCCUUCGGAGAACAGUCAACGUUGGAUGUGGAGUCUUCUGGAUUGAUUUUCAUGUUUCCUUUCACUACUACAUCUGACGUACGUUUGGAAGUUAAUAAGCUUUUAGUUUUCAUGUCAUACCUCUCUGAUUUAAGCUCGAGCAAAGUAGAUUUAGGAUACUUCUUGAGAGGAAAUGGUUUGUUAAUCAGUGGCAAAACAAAGAACGAAAAUGAAACGCAGAACAAUCUCCAUCAGCAUGAUCACAAUCUUGCAAUAUUAAUCAAUUAUUUGAAAAAUAACUUUUCGCCCAAUUUCAAAUAUGCAGUGUGGAGAAAUACGACAGGCUCUCUCAUCCGACACGUCACAAAUACCCUGACUGUGAAAUGGAGUCCAGUCUCCAACCUCACACACUAA
Messenger RNA from Naegleria fowleri, 396 nucleotides. RefSeq lists its product as uncharacterized. The record is from RefSeq and is a predicted model, not a curated record. The transcript has a single exon. NCBI's taxonomy places the organism in Eukaryota, Heterolobosea, Eutetramitea, Acrasida, Naegleriidae. Bases 1 to 396 code for a protein of 131 amino acids.